AUGCACACCCCCCGUACGGUCUACCUCGACCCCAUCACCACAACAGGCUACCAAGGCUGGCUCGCAUCCGUAAUCAUCGACGGUCUCCCCGACACUGAGAACAGUUCCGAUGCGCUCAAAAACGGUCCCUACUGCCAAUGCGUCUACGAAUCCUCCGGCGACGUCUGCGACAACCAAGUCGUCAACAUCCAAUACGACUCCGGCGCCACCGUCUCCUUCACCAUGGUAGCAUUCACCUUCCUCAUCUGCGAGCGUCCUCGGGUGACUUCCUCCAGCAGUUCUUCUAGGCUCGGCCGUCCUGAUGGUGCACUGCACUAG
Stereum hirsutum FP-91666 SS1 is the source of this 318-nucleotide messenger RNA. RefSeq lists its product as uncharacterized. Lineage: Eukaryota; Fungi; Basidiomycota; Agaricomycetes; Russulales; Stereaceae. The record is from RefSeq and is a predicted model, not a curated record. The transcript has a single exon. The coding region runs from base 1 to 318 and encodes 105 amino acids.